Frankliniella occidentalis (western flower thrips) is the source of this 1325-nucleotide messenger RNA. Its product is annotated as rhodopsin-like. The record is from RefSeq and is a predicted model, not a curated record. Bases 119 to 1231 code for a protein of 370 amino acids. The transcript is spliced from 7 exons. Gene Ontology annotation, biological process: G protein-coupled receptor signaling pathway. NCBI's taxonomy places the organism in Eukaryota, Metazoa, Arthropoda, Insecta, Thysanoptera, Thripidae. Gene Ontology annotation, cellular component: membrane. Gene Ontology annotation, molecular function: G protein-coupled receptor activity.
AGGAGGAGGAGGAGGUUGGCGAAGGGGCGGCGGCGGCGGGAGGCGAUGCCGGACGGGCCAGCCACCACUACUACGGCGGGCAGGUGCGCCGCGGCCGGAGGCAGAGCAGUUUGACGCCAUGGACACGGACGUGCAGUACUUCGGCGCCUCGCUGGGCUCGCUCGCAUCGCUGGGCUGCCCCUGGAGGGCGCAGGACCGCGCCGUGAGCACGGCCGUCGGGGCCACGCUCAUCGUCCUGGGGGUGAGCGCCGCCGCGGCCCUCAGCUGGCUGUCGCUGCACCUGCUGGUCGCCCGGCCCCGCGCGCCCACGCACCUGCUGCUGCUGCAACUGUGCGCCGCCGCGCUGGCCUGCACCGUGCUGUCCGGCUUCCCCUUCACCGGGACCUCGGCCGUCACCGGGCACUGGCUGUACGGCGCCAAGGGCUGCAUCGCGCAGGCCUUCAUCCAGCACCUGGGCGUGGUGGUGCAGCUGUGGACGCUAUCGGGACUGGCGCUGGAGCGCUGGCUGUGCUCGCGGCCCGCCGCCCCCAUGCCGUCGCCGUCGCCGCCCCCGCCCGCCCGCUGGUACGCGCGCGCCCUCGCCCUGCCCUGGCUGCUCGGGGUAGCCGUCGCCGCGCCGCCCCUCGCGGGCUGGGGAAGUUUCGGCUGCGACGUGUCCGGCGUGUGGUGCUCGGUGAACUGGAGCGGCGGCAACAGCGGCGCCUCCUUCGCCUACGCCGUGUUCGCGCUGCUCGCCGGCCGCCUCGUGCCCGCCACCGUCACGGUCUGGUGCCUGUGCGGCGCCCGGGUGGCGCUGCCCGCGCUGCCGCCGCCCGCCGCCGCCCCGCAGGCGCCCCGCCCCAGGACGCCGCACUCCUGCAGCGCAAGCCGCCGAGCACACUCGGCCCUCAACGCGGUGGCACGGCUGACGGCCGCCGGCGUCCUGCUGCUGCGCGCGCCCCGGGUCAUCCUGGACCUGCACCUCGCCGCCGCGGGGCUGUCGUGGGACCGCGCGCCGCGCGUGCUCGCCUACCUGGCCCCCGUCACCGACGAGGCGAGCGCGCUGGUGCUGCCGCUGGUGUGCGCGCUCCUGGACCGCAGCUGCCGCCCCUCCGCCUGCUCGUCGCCGUGCUCCUGCGUCCCCAAGGGCGGCGGCGGCGGCCUGUCGUCGUGCUGCGGGCGGGGUGGCCGCCGCGAGGACGCCGACGACGGCGCCGUCCAGCAGCGGGUGACCUCCCCCGUGCCGUCCUAGCGCAGCGCCAGCAAAGGCCGGCUCACCAGCUUCAGUCACAACUAUUUUACUGUCGAUCUUCUAAUUUCUCAAAAAAAAGUAAUUAAAAAGAAUA